Coregonus sp. 'balchen' is the source of this 19281-nucleotide messenger RNA. The record is from the annotation of a GenBank genome assembly. NCBI's taxonomy places the organism in Eukaryota, Metazoa, Chordata, Actinopteri, Salmoniformes, Salmonidae.
AUGGAGACGUUCAUCUUGUACCGUCAGUUCACCAAGCCCCCAGAGGUGAAACCUGCUAAACAGGAGACUGUGGACUUCUGGAUGGAGCUGAUGCUGCAAGCCUGCAAGCCCACUGUUUCCACUGACCGCUGCCCAGUAAGACCUCACCACAGCUCCCAGUACAUUCAGCUUUAUUUAGUUAGAGCAUAGCAGCAUGUUGCUAAGACACUCUGUCAGACUCCACCACUCCCAGUACUCCCAGUUCCUCAAACCCACAUUGCUUUGUGAGACCUCAAUAGAUUCUCUCUGUCUAGUAUAUAACAGUUCUGGGCAUUCAAAUGCAGUGCAGUAAAAAACAUUUGCUUUAACAUGGAUUUAACUCCACCGUCAGGGGCCUAUUUUACAUUACAUGGUUAGAUAAUUGCUAAUGAAGUUGGCACUUGGCGUCACCCUGCCGGGAGAGUUUGUCACAUUAACAAUGUACAGUACCUUUCUGCAGCAAAAGUAUUUGGAAAAGUAACCUUUUAAUGCCAAGAACUGUUAUCACCAUUAACCAUUGCCGUUCCUCAGGUUCUGAUCCUGGAGCCGACCAAAGUGUUCCAGCCCACCAUAGUGUGUGUGAGUGAGGAGGAUGACAGCUGCACGGUUCAGCUCAACCACAUCACACCCCUAAAGGUACAGACCAUGUUUGGCAUGACAAUGACCAUAAGAGUUGGCUAUACAGCACAAGCAGAUCUGGGAGCAGCUAAACAGACCCCCUAGAUAUUUAACUACUGAGUUAUACUGUACAGGUCUACAGUUUUCAACCUAUCAAGACAUUGAAAGUGGUUAUACAGGAAUGGUGUGAGACAGAAUGGUGUAUUUAACCAGAAUAGGCGUGGAGUGUUUUCAUAACAGCACCACGUCGGUGAGGUGAAAGAAGAUAUGCCUCAUCGCCUGAUGAGGGUACGUGUGCGCCCGCGUGUGUGUGCAGGCGCGUGCAUACUUUGUGUGUGUUUAGACUGUUGAGUGAGCAUUUUGAACAGUCUGCCAUGUCUUCCCUUCCAUAGAAAGGCCAGAAAGCCCAGUGGACUUUCCCAGCCUCGCAAAUCCGGGGAGUGAGGUACGGUAACAGACAGUACAGAGUGUGCUAACAUUUCUAGGCUAAGUUCCAGGCCCUGUGGUGCGUGUCGUGUUCAGGCCUGCAGCCCAUACACAUUACCAGGGCUAGUCUAACAGACCUAAGUUCAAAUAAUAUUUGAAAUAUUUCAGCGUUUGCUUUAGCCUGCCUGGACUUCCAGAUGGGCGGAGUUUGCAGGUUUGCGACUACUCUAUUGGUUCCAUUGUGCCAGGCAAGCUCAAUCAAGCCCAGCUAAAGGAUUUGAAAGGAUUUCAAAUAGUAUUUGAAUGCAGCUUGAGGUCUACUGAGUCUAUACACUUUAACUGUCUGGUGGACUUGGCCACUGGCCAUCAGGGCGUUUUUGUCUGUGCUGUUUUCAAAGACUGUGACUGGAUGUGUGUGUGUGUGUCAGUGUCUAUUUGGCUGUGGAUCAAUAUUACUGUGUACUUUACCCUUGUUUUGCCUACCGAACUGCCUCCAGGGCAAUAGGUAGAUUUCUUUCCUUUCAGUUUAUAUUUGCAACACUAUCACCUGGUGGCUUCAAACGUAUACUACACGAGAUAGAAAGAAAACGUUCUUCUCUGAAUUGGAGAGCCCCAUAUUGAAUGUGUUAUUAUGGGCUUUUCUUGUCUUUAUUCAUAUUCCCUUAACUUUGUUUGCCUGCAUUGGUAUUUUGAGUAUACUUGUUGUUAUUUCAUUGUGGUGCCGCUGUCAGCUUUGAAGUGUUGUGUAGUUCCUAAUCCCCCUCUUUAACCUUUUGACCUGUUCAGUGUUUCAAAGUUUGACGAGCGUAGCUGCUUCCUGUAUGUCCUGGAGAACUCAGAUGACUUCCAACUCUGCUUUCCCAGCGAGCUGCACUGUAAAGGGUGAGUCACACACACUUGCACAUACACACACACACACACACACACCCUUUAGCCCAGCUGUCUAGCAGGAAGGGGUGUAACAACCAACCAUAUCAACCAUUGAUUCAUUCCCCACAUUCUUCACAUAAAACAUACAGAUUGGGCCUGUUCAUUCAACCAUUAUCACAUUAUUGGAUUGUGUUGACAUGACAACUCUGUUAAUGUUUAUUUUACUCUGGCGUAGUGAAAAUAGAGCCUGCUUCACUCUCCCCUUUCUGUGAGGAUUAAUAGGUGUGUGUAUUUUAAAUUGUGUGCUAAUACAGUACAUUAUUAGGUAGGUGUUGUGUAUUGGGAUACAGUCAAUUCCAAGACUUUCUGAGAAGGAAGGAAAUAGGAAGUGGUUUUCAUAGUAGUAUUUGCGGAAUCAGUGAAAGGCAAAUAACUGGCAAUCAAAAGGUCACCUUUAAUACGUCAUGACCUAUAAGAUUGAUAACAGUGCUGUGUACUGAAUUUGAUUGUGUGUGUUUCAGCAGAUUUAUCUCUGAUUUUCCUGUGACGUCCAUGAAUAUAUGACUCACAUGUAUUUGAACAGUUUUUCUAUAUGAUUUAGUUUCUUGUGUGUGCUAUUGCUCCAUCAGGUUCUGUGAGCUGGUCAACUCUCUCCUAAGCCAGGCAGAAGCCCCAGUGGAGUACCCCAGCGAGCUCACUGGAGGAUUACUGGAGGUCAGCUAGGCUCUUUCUCAAUUCAUCUUUCUUCGAUUUCCUCUCUUCUUGCCUCCUUCUGAAAACGCAUUGGAAAGCAGGGUUCGAGGGGAGAGACAUUGGACCUUCUCCUCCAAUAUGGUUGAAAAGGAGGUGAGGAGAAAGGAUUCAAGGAAUUGCGGAGAGACAAAUUGAGAGAGGGCCGUAGAAUCCUAGAAUCCUCCCUCUCGAGGCUGCUUUUCUAUUUUUGACCCCCCUUCUACCCUACCAGUACACAAACAAGCCCUGUCAUGAUGGGGUCAAAAGGUGAAAUGUUUCCCUUAACCGUUGCCAAGUAGUGCUAUGUUUACCGUAUUCCCGACCCCUUAUUUUUGUGUGUGUUAAGUUCCUGGUAUUCACAGAACAUUGGACUCAUUCCAGCAGACCUGGGUUCAAAUACUAUUUGAAAUAACUUCAAAUAGUAUUUCAGUUCACUUUAGUUCAGAGCAGCAGAAGGUCUCUAAAUGAACAUUGUUCCAUCGCUUUGCGCUCUCACUCAACCUUUUCUGUUGUGGUUGCUUGUGACAUUCCUUGCAAUAUUUCUAACCCACACACUCUCUAAAACACAUUUUCAAUGACACACACACACACAUUUAGUUUCACACCUACCUUCCUGUUGAAUGAAACCUUCUCCCUUAUCUCCUGCAGUUUAUCUAUGAGACCAGCGAAAAUGGAGAGAAGGUGGUUCUGGGUAAAGGAACCUAUGGCGUGGUGUAUGCUGGGAGGGACCUGAGCAACCAAGUCCGCAUCGCCAUUAAGGAGAUCCCAGAGAAAGACAGCACGUAUGGAAAACACAUUUGUUUUUGACUGGUCCCAGAUCUGUUUUUGCUGUAUUGUCAAACAAUGACCAUAGUUGUUGACACGACAGCACAAACAGAUCUGUGACCAGGCUACAUUUCUUCGCACAUUAUACCGUAAAUCCGAAUUAUUAUUUUAGCCUAAUACGUAUAAUAUAUUAUACAAUUGUGAGUGAAACGAUAAGUGAUGAAUGCACAGAUGUUUUCCUCAGCAUGCCAAAUGUGUAAUGGUUCUCUGUGGAGGAAAAAAAUGUGUCCAGUGUCCCCAUAGCUCUACACUGGAAUCUACUCCCUGAAGAGAUGGAUGUCUAUUUUGAUUUUUCCAUUCCUUGUUUACGAGGAAAUGUUAGUACUUAGUUCCUCUAUGGAACUAAUGGCCACAUAGACCAAAGCAGCAUAUGACGGGUGCUUGUAAAGCUCUCAUCAAAUUCAUACAGUAUGGUCACAGCUACACCAUGUCAAUGUCAGCACAACUGCAAGAUUAGAGUGUGUAACUUUUAUGUUGUUUUUCAAUGACAGCACAGCUAGCGCUAACAUCAUUUAUGUUUUGUAGCAAUGUUGUUAUAACGGCAGAUGUACACUGUCCCAUUUGGUAAUGCUAUGCUAAUCUGGUUGGUUUUCUCACCAUCUCUGUGAAUCUCAGUUACUCCCAGCCUCUGCAUGAGGAGAUGGCUCUGCACAAGAGGCUGAAGCACAGGAACAUCGUUCAGUACCUGGGCUCUCUGAGUCAGGACGGCUUCAUCAAGAUCUUUAUGGAGGAGGUUCCUGGAGGUACAGAGCAUAGAAAUAUAAUCUAUUUCAAAUAUAUUCUAGAUUAAAUCUCAUUCUGUUUCUAUUGUCCCAUAAACCAGGUCACACAGAACCAGUUUAUUCAGUGUUCAAAUUUCAACUUUCUCUACUACAAAUGAUUUGUCUGUCUUUCAGUCUUUCUCUCUAUCACUCCUUCACUCAGUAUGUACAGUAUUCAUUCAUUCUCUCACGAACGGAAGUUUUGCAAAUCUUAUACUGCCCUGUAUUAACUUUUAAACUGCCAUAUAACUAAGGGUUUCAGUAUUCAGUUCUCAGUUUGUGUGUCUCUCUACUACUCAUUCGCCUUCUUUCAUUCUCUCUCCACCACUCACACACUCUGGUACUGUAUUCACUCAUCUCUCCACCACUCACACACUCUGGUACUGUAUUCACUCAUUCUCUCUCCACCACUCACACACUCUGGUACUGUAUUCACUCAUUCUCUCUCCACCACUCACACACUCUGGUACUGUAUUCACUCAUUCUCUCUCCACCACUCACACACUCUGGUACUGUAUUCACUCAUUCUCUCUCCACCACUCACACACUCUGGUACUGUAUUCACUCAUUCUCUCUCCACCACUCACACACUCUGGUACUGUAUUCACUCAUUCUCUCUCCACCACUCACACACUCUGGUACUGUAUUCACUCAUUCUCUCUCCACCACUCACACACUCUGGUACUGUAUUCACUCAUUCUCUCUCCACCACUCACACACUCUGGUACUGUAUUCACUCAUUCUCUCUCCACCACUCACACACUCUGGUACUGUAUUCACUCAUUCUCUCUCCACCACUCACACACUCUGGUACUGUAUUCACUCAUUCUCUCUCCACCACUCACACACUCUGGUACUGUAUUCACUCAUUCUCUCAUCAAUACUUUCAGUAUUGCUCAUCUUUCUCUGCUCCCCUAAAUAUGAAACUGUCAUUCAAAUCAAAUGUUAUUUGUCACGUGCCAAAUACAAUAGGUGUAGACUUUACUGUGAAAUGCUUACUUACAACCUCCCGAGUGGCGCAGUGGUCUAAGGCACUGCAUUGCAGUGCUAGCUGUGCCUCUAGAGAUCCUGGUUGGAAUCCAGGCUCUGUCGUAGCCGGCCGAGACCGGGAGACCCAUGGGGCGGCACACAAUUAGCCCAGCGUCGUCCAGGGUAGGGGAGGGAAUGGCCGGCAGGGAUGUAGCUCAGUUGGUAGAGCAUGGCGUUUGCAACGCCAGGGUUGUGGGUUCAAUUCCCACGGGGGGCCAGUAUGAAAAAAAAAAAAAAUUAUGUAUGCACUCACUAACUGUAAGUCGCUCAGGAUAAGAGCGUCUGCUAAAUGACUAAAAUGUAAAUGUGAAAUGUACAAGCCUUUUCCUAACAAUGCAGAGUAAAAAAUAAAAGGAAAUGGCCAAAAAAAGGAAAUUGUAACACAAAUAACAAUAACGAGGCUAUAUACAAGAAGUACCAGUACUGAGCCAAUGUGCAGGGGUACGAGGUAGUUGAGGUAAUAUGUACAUGUAGGUAGGGAUAAAAGUGACUAGGCAAUCAGGAUAGAUAAUAAACAGAGUAGCAGCAGCGUGUGUGUGUGUGUGUGUGGCGUCAAUAUGUGUGUGUGUGUGUGUGUGUGAGUGUCAGUGUAGUAUGCGUGAGUUUGUGGGUAGAGUCCAGUGAGUGUGCAUAGAGCCAGUGCAAGAAUGUCAGUACAAAAAAAUGCAUUCGGAAAGUAUUCAGACCCCUUGACUUUUCCACAUUUUGUUACGCUACAGCCUUAUUCUAAAAUUGAUUUAAAAAAUAAAUAAUUCUCAAUCUACACACACUACCCCAUAAUGAAAAGGCGAAAACAUGUUUUGUUUUGUGCACAUGUAUUACAAAUAAAAACGGAAAUACCUUAUUUACAUAGGUAUUCAGACCCUUUGCUAUGACACUCGAAAUUGAUCUCAGGUGCAUCCUGUUUCCAUUGAUCAUCCUUGAGAUGUUUCUACAACUGGAUUGGAGUCCACCUGUGGUAAAGUCAGUUGAUUGGACAUGAUUUGGAAAGGCACACACCUGUCUAGAUAAGGUCCCACAGUUGACAGUGCAUGUCAGAGCAAAAACCAAGCCAUGAAGUCGAAGGAAUUGUCCGUAGAGCUCCGAGACAGGAUUGUGUUGAGGCACAGAUCUGGGGAAGGCAAAAAAUGUCUGCAGCAUUGAAGGUCCCCAAGAACACCGUGGCCUCCAUAAUUCUUAAAUGGAAGAAGUUUGGAACCACCAAGACUCUUCCUAGAGCUGGCCGCCCGGGCAAACUGAGCAAUUGGGGGAGAAGGACCUUGGUCAGGAAGGCGACCAAGAACCCGAUGGUCACUCUGGCAGAGCUCCAGAGUUCCUCUGUGGAGAUGGGAGAACCUUCCAGGAGGACAACCAUCUCUGCAGCACUCCACCAAUCAGGCCUUUAUGGUAGAGUGGCCAGACGGUGUCACGAUCGUCUGGGUAAGGAGUAGUAGACCAAGGCGCAGCGUGUGAAAUAAACAUGACUUUAUUUAAUUAAAGUUCCUAAAUAUAAACAAAACACGAUUCGUGAAGUCCACGGUUAAACAUACCGUCACGGAACAAAAACCCACAAACACAAGGUGAAGACGCACAGUUUAAAUAUGGCUCCCAAUCAGAGAUAACGAGCCGACAGCUGACACUCGUUACCUCCGAUUGGGAGUCACUCAAUACAAACAUAGACAUCGACAACCUAGACACCCAACAUAGAACAUGAACACAUAGAAUGCACACACCCUGGCUCAACAUAAUGAGUCCCAGAGCCAGGGUGUGACAGUACCCCCCCCCUAAAGGCGCGGACUGCGACCGCGCCUCAAAAACCCCAAACAGGGGAGGGCUGGGCGGGCAUACCUCCUCGGUGGCGGUUCUGGCUCCGGCCUUGACCACCACCCUACAAUACACCCCCCAAUGCGCCCCUGGUCCAGUCUGUCGACUCGCACCCCUGGCCUGGUGCGUGGAGGAGGAACGGGCCUUACCAGGCUGACGACACGCGCCCCUGGCUUGGUGCGUGGAACAGGAAUGGACCGGAAUGGGCUGGCGACGCGCACCACAGACUUGGUGCGGAGAGCAGGAACGAGCCGGACAGGGCUGACGACGCACCCCGUAGGCUUGGUGCGUGGAGGAGGAACGGGCCUUACCAGGCUGACGACUCGCACCCCUGGCUUUGUGCGUGGAGGAGGAACGGGCCUUACCAGGCUGACUUCUCGCACCCCUGGCUUAGUGCGAGUGGCAGGAACAGGCCGGACCGGGCUGGCGACGCGCACCGUAGGUUUGGUGCGAGUGGCAGGAACAGGCCGGGUUGGGCUGGCGACGCGCACCGUAGGUUUGGUGCGAGUGGCAGGAACAGGCCGGGUCGGGCUGGCGACGCGCACCGUAGACUUGGUGCGGGUGGCAGGAACAGGCCGGACCGGGCUGGCGACGCGCACCGUAGGUUUGGUGCGAGUGGCAGGAACAGGCCGGGUCGGGCUGGCGACGCGCACCGUAGACUUGGUGCGGGUGGCAGGAACAAGCCGGACCGGGCUGGCGACGCGCACCGUAGGUUUGGUGCGAGUGGCAGGAACAGGCCGGGUCGGGCUGGCGACGCGCACCGUAGACUUGGUGCGGGUGGCAGGAACAGGCCAGACCGGGCUGGCGACGCGCACCGUAGGUUUGGUGCGAGUGGCAGGAACAGGCCGGGUCGGGCUGGCGACGCGCACCGUAGACUUGGUGCGGGUGGCAGGAACAGGCCGGACCGGGCUGGCGACGCGCACCGUAGACUUGGUGCGGGUGGCAGGAACAGGCCGGACCGGGCUGUGGAGACGGAUAGGAGGCCUGGAGUGAACAGCGGCCACCACCCGUCCUGGCUGAAUGCCUACCCUCACACACUCUGUGUGAGGCAUCCGCACAGGACGUACAGGGCGGUGUACCCCUGGCCUGGUGGCCUCCUGGAUUCGCCCCAUCUUUGCCUCCGUCGUCCAUGCCGUGUGCCCCCCCCUAAAAAUUUCUUGGGGUUGCCUCUCGACCCUCCGACGCUGCUCCCACGUCCAGGUUGCCUGUUCCUGGACACGCUGCUUGGUCCUGGUAUGGUGGGUUUUUCUGUCACGAUCGUCUGGGUAAGGAGUAGUAGACCAAGGCGCAGCGUGUGAAAUAAACAUGACUUUAUUUAAUUAAAGUUCCUAAAUAUAAACAAAACACGAUUCGUGAAGUCCACGGUUAAACAUACCGUCACGGAACAAAAACCCACAAACACAAGGUGAAGACGCACAGUUUAAAUAUGGCUCCCAAUCAGAGAUAACGAGCCGACAGCUGACACUCGUUACCUCCGAUUGGGAGUCACUCAAUACAAACAUAGACAUCGACAACCUAGACACCCAACAUAGAACAUGAACACAUAGAAUGCACACACCCUGGCUCAACAUAAUGAGUCCCAGAGCCAGGGUGUGACAGACGGAAGCCACUCCUCAGUAAAAUGCACAUGACAGCCCGCUUGGAGUUUGCCAAAAGGCACCUAAAGGACUCUGACCAUGAGAAACAAGAUUCUCUGGUCUGAUGAAACCAAGAAUGAUCUCUUUGCCCUGAAUGCCAAGCGUCACGUCUGUUUUUCAGCGGCAGGGACUGGGAGAAUAGUCAGGAUCGAGGGAAAGAUGAACGGAGCAAAGUACAGAGAGAUCCUUGAUGAAAACCUGCUCCAGAGCACUCAGGACCUUAGACUGGGGUGAAGCUUCACCUUCCAACAGGACAACGACCCUAAGCUCACAGCCAAGACAAUGCAGGAGUGGCUUCGGGACAAGUCUCUGAAUAUCCUUGAGUGGCCCAGCAAGAGCCCGGACUUGAACCCGAUUGAACAUCUCUGGAGAGACCUGAAAAUAGCUGUGCAGCGACGCUCCCCAUCCAACCUGCCAGAGCUUGAGAGGAUCUGCAGAGAAGAAUGGGAGAAACUCCCCAAAUACAGGUGUGCCAAGCUUGUAGCGUCAUACGUAUCCAAGAAGACUCGAGGCUGUAAUUGCUGCCAAAGGUGCUUCAACAAAGUACUGAGUAAAGGGUCUGAAUACUUAUGUAAAUAUAAUAUUUCCGUUUUUAUUUGUAAUACAUUUGCUAACAUUUCUAAAACCUGUUUUUGCUUUGUCAUUAUGGGGUAUUGUGUGUAGAUUUAUAACGAAAAAUCGAUUUAAUCAAUUUUAGAAUAAGGCUGUAACAUAACAAAAUGUGGAAAACGUCAAGGGGUCUGAAUACUUUCCGAAUGCACUAUAAAUAGUCCGGGUAGCCAUUUGAGUAACUGUUCAGCAGUCCUAUGGCUUGGGUGUAGAAGCUGUUCAGGAGCCUUUUGGUCCCAGACUUGGUUCUCCGUUACCGCUUGCAGUGCAGUAGCAGAGAGAAGACAAAUAUUUUCAGCCUCCUGAGGGGGAAGAGGCGUUGUCAUUACACCCAUGUUGGGAAGCAUCACUGACUCAGUAUGGAGCAAUCACAUAAGUGAUAAUAAAAAGGAGGGGAUAGCAUUCACAUGUUAUCAUUAUAAAAAUGAUGGCACAAAUCACACCCUACAAUUUCAGCUACAUGCUCUUGUGAAGGGUUAGUGAAAACCACCGGAACGUUACGAAAUGAUCGUAUUUUAGUUUCUACUAAGUCUGUGUCUGGAGGUCUUUUGGUGUUUGUGUGUCACGAACAUUGAGAGACGGGUCAGACCAAGGUGCAGCGUGGUAUGCGAACAUGUUUAUUAAACUGGAUAAACACUGACAAAACAACAAACGGCAACAAAACGUGACGUCGGAAGGCUAUACACUAACAAGCCAAACACACCGAAACACAAACAAGAUCCCACAACCCAGGCAGGCAAACUGGCUGCCUAAGUAUGAUCCCCAAUCAGAGACAAUGAGCAACAGCUGCCUCUGAUUGGGAAUCACACCUGGUCAAACAUAGAACUACAAAACAGAUUUUCACACCCUGACCAAAUUACCCAAAUAAUAAGUCUCUCCAGGUCAGGGCGUGACAGUGUGUGUGUGUGUCUAAUUCAGUGCAAUAGCUACAGGCAGGAUAUCACACAGGAAGUGUGGGUGUUUCCACUAUCUCAGCAAUUGAGAAAAAGGGAUUUCACAAUGCAAUGAAGUCACUGAUAUACCAGUGUUAAAAAAUGUGAAAAUAAUUCAGACAUUUUAUCAUUGUGAAUAUCCUGGGCCUUGUUUCCCAGAGCCUUCGUAGCGCUAAGAUCAUCGUUAGAACCUUCUUACCUUGUAUCUUUAGUAGCCGAGGUGUUUCCCAGAGCCUUCGUUAGUAAUGUGGCACAUCUAGUGAUCCAGACCACUCGUAGAGCAGCCAAAGUGCAUCGUUCGAUGCUUUUUUGCCCUUUCGUGUCACUUUAUUCACAGAAGAUCUUUGCUAAACAUAGAAUCAAGAUGGUUAUGCUAUCUGUCUGACUGGGACUGCCGAUAUCUUCAGAACCAAGUUGACUACAAAUACAAAGUUGCCAAAGUAUUUGCAAUUGUUACAAACAAGUGAAGAAUAAAAUUAUGCAUCGAAUGAAAACCGAGAUGACUGCAUUAAAAUAUACAUAGCCUACAUAGGCUAUUUCAAUCAUAUUGAAAUCAAUGUCAUGUUAAAUCAAUUGAGUUCUAUUUUGCGACUAGGAUAUUGUCUGUCAUUUUUGCUUCAAAGUGUUUCAUGAUGUACAGUGGGGAGAACAAGUAUUUGAUACACUGCCGAUUUUGCAGGUUUUCCUACUUACAAAGCAUGUAGAGGUCUGUAAUUUUUUAUCAUAGGUACACUUCAACUGUGAGAGACGGAAUCUAAAACAAAAAUCCAGAAAAUCACAUUGUAUGAUUUUUAAGUAAUUAAUUUGCAUUUUAUUGCAUGACAUAAGUAUUUGAUCACCUACCAACCAGUAAGAAUUCCGACUCUCACAGACCUGUUAGUUUUUCUUUAAGAAGCCCUCCUGUUCUCCACUCAUUACCUGUAUUAACUGCACCUGUUUGAACUCGUUACCUGUAUAAAAGACAUCUGUCCACACACUCAAUCAAACAGACUCCAACCUCUCCACAAUGGCCAAGACCAGAGAGCUGUGUAAGGACAUCAGGGAUAAAAUUGUAGACCUGCACAAGGCUGGGAUGGGCUACAGGACAAUAGGCAAGCAGCUUGGUGAGAAGGCAACAACUGUUGGCGCAAUUAUUAGAAAAUGGAAGAAGUUCAAGAUGACAGUCAAUCACCCUCGGUCUGGGGCUCCAUGCAAGAUCUCACCUCGUGGGGCAUCAAUGAUCAUGAGGAAGGUGAGGGAUCAGCCCAGAACUACACGGCAGGACCUGGUCAAUGACCUGAAGAGAGCUGGGACCACAGUCUCAAAGAAAACCAUUAGUAACACACUACGCCGUCAUGAAUAAAAAUCCUGCAGCGCACGCAAGGUCCCCCUGCUCAAGACAGCACAUGUCCAGGCUCGUCUGAAGUUUGCCAAUGACCAUCUGGAUGAUCCAGAGGAGGAAUGGGAGAAGGUCAUGUGGUCUGAUGAGACAAAAAUAUAGCUUUUUGGUCUAAACUCCACUCGCAGUGUUUGGAGGAGGAAGAAGAAGGAUGAGUACAACCCCAAGAACACCAUCCCAACCGUGAAGCAUGGAGGUGGAAACAUCAUUCUUUGGGGAUGCUUUUCUGCAAAGGGGACAGGACGACUGCACCGUAUUGAGGGGAGGAUGGAUGGGGCCAUGUAUCGCGAGAUCUUGGCCAACAACCUCCUUCCCUCAGUAAGAGCAUUGAAGAUGGGUCGUGGCUGGGUCUUCCAGCAUGACAAUGACCCGAAACACACAGCCAGGGCAACUAAGGAGUGGCUCCGUAAGAAGCAUCUCAAGGUCCUGGAGUGGCCUAGCCAGUCUCCAGACCUGAACCCAAUAGAAAAUCUUUGGAGGGAGCUGAAAGUCCAUAUUGCCCAGCGACAGCCCCGAAACCUGAAGGAUCUGGAGAAGGUCUGUAUGGAGGAGUGGGCCAAAAUCCCUGCUGCAGUGUGUGCAAACCUGGUCAAGACCUACAGGAAACGUAUGAUCUCUGUAAUUGCAAACAAAGGUUUCUGUACCAAAUAUUAAGUUCUGCUUUUCUGAUGUAUCAAAUACUUAUGUCAUGCAAUAAAAUGCUAAUUAAUUAUUUAAAAAUCAUACAAUGUGAAUUUCUGGAUUUUUGUUUUAGAUUCUGUCUCUCACAGUUGAAGUGUACCUAUGAUAAAAAUUCCAGACCUCUACAUGCUUUGUAAGUAGGAAAACCUGCAAAAUCGGCAGUGUAUCAAAUACUUGUUCUCCCCACUGUAUAACGAUGCAUCUGGUACGUCAUCGUAAUGCUUAAGUUACAUUGCAACUGGGAAAUGAGGCCCAGAGGUGUUGGUAAUCCUAAAUUGAAUCCCUUGCAUAUCUAACCGUAACCCAUUCCAAUGUCAUCUCUCCCAUGUAGGAAGCUUGUCCUCUCUCCUGCGUUCCAAAUGGGGACCCCUGAAAGACAAUGAGGCCACCAUCAUUUUCUACACCAAGCAGAUCCUGGAAGGGCUUAAGUAUCUCCAUGACAACCAGAUAGUCCACAGAGACAUCAAGGUGAAGUGUCCGCAAGGAUACCAUUUAUUGUUGUUGUUGCUAAAUAAAUGUUCAAAAAAGUACCAAUACUACAGCAGAUUUUUAUUCACACUGUCAGAGCUGGGUCGUGUUCAUUAGGGACCAAAUGGCAGAAAACGGAGUGAAACAGGGAGGGACUUCCUGGACUUAAGAAACACUCCUUUUUGUUUUCCAUUUCAAAUUGUUUUGCUACGUUGUGCCCUACUGAGCAUGACCCUGGUGUAUGUUGCUUACUCAACUACUAAUGUGUUACCAUGUUUUUUGUGUAGAAAGUGUAUCCAGUGUAAGAAACUAGUCAUUUCCUCACAGGGUGACAACGUGCUGAUUAACACCUACAGUGGUGUUCUGAAGAUCUCUGACUUUGGCACCUCGAAACGACUGGCUGGAAUCAACCCCUGCACAGAGACCUUUACAGGUUUGUGGGUGUGCGUGUGUUUGUUUGAAGCUUUUGUAUGAGUGUGGUUGGGUAUGUGGCCAUUCUUUUUGCAUAUGAACAUUGUAUUUGACUUUGUUGGUAUGAAUAUUAUUUACAUGUGUUGCCUACAUGUUUGUGUAGGCAGGUGUCUAAAUGUCUCUGUGGUGUUGUAGGGACCCUGCAGUACAUGGCUCCAGAGAUCAUCGACCAGGGCCCGCGGGGUUAUGGGAAGCCUGCAGACAUCUGGUCCUUGGGCUGUACCAUCAUAGAGAUGGCCACGGGGAAACCACCCUUCCACGAGCUGGGCAGCCCACAGGCAGCCAUGUUCAAGGUAAUCUUUCUCUUAGAAACCAAAAGGUUUGGUAAUUAGUAUGUUAUUACAUUGUAGCCUAUACCUUGUAAGUACCUCUGAAUAUCAAACUGAAGACCGACUGAAACAGAUAGGGUCUACCUGAACUUGUCCAAUAAGAAACUCAGUUUCCUUUGCAAAACGUUUUUUACGUUGCAUGCCCUACUGAACACAACCCUGAAGUGUAUGUACUCUGUUCCCGUCUCCCUCUAGGUUGGUAUGUUCAAGAUCCACCCGGAGGUGCCGGAGUGUAUGUCAGGUGAGGCCAAAGGCUGCAUCAUGAGCUGCUUCACCCCGGACCCAGACAACAGAGCCACGGCCUCUGAGCUGCUCAAGGACUCCUUCCUCAAGUCCACCUCCCGGAGGAAGGCCAAGCCCCAGCCUGACACACUGCCUACAGAUGCUGGUGAAUCAUCAUCAUCAAUGUUAUAGUUAUAGAUAAUGUUAAUUUAAAUCACCAUUAUCAUCAUAGUUAUCGUCAUCAUCAUUUUUAUAGUCAUCAUUAUCAUCAUCAAUCAUCAUCUGUGCCAGAGUCUGGUCUUGUGGUAGCACUGCCUACUCCGGACCACAUACCCCCCGACGAUGGUAACGCACGCCCUUUCUUGGCCACUCCUAUCUGUGCCGUCUACUAUGUCUAUCUGUCUAUUUGUCUAUCUGUCUAUCCGUCUCUGCUUCUUUUAAAAAUACAAAUAAAAUACAAAACGGGAUCUGAAUUUCGAUCUCCUUUUAAAAAGGGAAAAAAAGAAUCAUCAUUAUAGUUUCAAUCGCCAGACUUAUUAUUCAUUAUUUUCAUAAUUGUCAGAAAUAUUAAUGGUUAUUGCCCUUGUCUGUGUAUUGUCUUCCUAAUUCAGAAACGCUAUGAUCAUCGCCAUUUCCGUCACCAUUACUGUGCUAAUGACUCUGCCCUGCUUUGUGUCCUGUAGGUGACAUCUACCAGCGGAGUAUGUCUGUCCCAGUGUCUAUACGUGUGACAGAUACAGACAGAGACACUGACAGGAUGGACCUGUCGUGCUCCUGGGACCUCCGGAGGACUAUCUCCCCCCUCAGAGGAAAUUACAUUACAGAGAGCCCACCCAGCACCAGACGCGUCCUGCCGUGAGUCAAAACAUCCUAUACCCUCUGGUUCCCAAUGUAAUUACAUCAGAUUUGUGAAACAACUUCAUUGUAGAUCAUUGCCUUACUGUAAAUGUAAUGCAAUAGAUAACCUAAAUUGUCAGAGAAAUCCAGCUUCCACCAUAUUGUCUUAUUUUCCAAUCACUGCAGAUAGAAGGGAGGAGUAGAGGAGAGGUCAAAUUUUCAAGCAAUUGAGAUAGAGCCCAUGCUAUAUAUUGCCAAGACCAUAUUUGUAUGGCAGAAUGUUUUAUCUCGGUGACAUUGGUGUCUCUCUGUCUCCCCCUUGUGGUGGCCAGGGUGUCAGAGGAGCCCAGUACUGUGGACAUGACGGCUAGUCCAGCCACACGUCAGGAGAGAACCUGGGCCUGUUCCUACUGAGGAAGGACAGCGAGAGGAGGGCCACACUGCACAGGAUCCUCACUGAGUACAUCACCGAUGUGGUGCACAACAUCCAGAAUACAUUACCUCAGGUAGAGAGAGAGAGAGAUCUUGGGCUGUAUGUAUCAAGAGUGUCAGAGUAGGAGUGCUGUUCGAGGCUCAGUUUUGCCUUUUAGAUCAUAAUAAAUAAGACAGGAUGGACCUGAUCUUAGAUCAGUACUUCUACUCUUUGACACUUUUUGAAUAUGGCCCAGAGAAGUAUCUAUCCCUUAUUGAGAAACAGUCAACUCCUGAUAAAUGCAAUGGCUUAGGAUUGUUAUGAGGGCAUGCACUCAACCGAUCGGAGCAUGCAUAUAUCCAGAGCAAUUAAAGACAAUGUAUGGUAAAAUAAUAAUAAUAAUAAUAAUAUAUGCCAUUAAGCAGACUUAGUCAUGCGCGCAUACAUUUUACGUAUGGGUGGUCCCGGGAAAGCAAACCCACUACCCUGGCGUUACAAGCGCCAAUGCUCUACCAACUGAGCUACAAAGGACCACAAGGCACAUAGACUGAGUAUACCCUUAUUAGGUGUCUGCUGUACAUUAGGUGUGAAAGAAUGAGUGUUUGUCUACAUUUGACAUUUGUAGGUUUCUUUGCCUAUAAUCCUUUUAUAAUGUUUCCUCUCUCCUUGCCUCUAAGCAGACAGACGUUGCGUCCGUGACCUCAGAGCAUAUCUCUGAGCUGAUUGGCUGCCUGCGGGAGAACAUCCGCUCUCCAGACCCAGGAGUUGCAACGCCAGUCCUUGAGGGCAGUAGCCCUGCCAGUUUCCAUUUCUCCCUGGCACGUGAAAGAUGACGUACUGUCAUUGAUUGGCCAUAUAUUUCACACACAUGGUUCCCCAGGUAUGAGAUAGUUAGUGAUCACAAGGCAAGGAUGGAGAAACAGUGGGAAGGGUGGACGUGGGAUUGAACAUUGGGAGUCGUAUGAAAAAUAAAAAAAUAAUGUAUGCCAGGAGUUUUACCACUCGACCACAGGCUCUGCAUCACACCCAAUACUGUUGUGCUAACCCGUUCUUCUCACUCCCUCGUGUGUGCAGGUGAAAAAAGUGUUGAGGCAGCAGCAGGUGAAACCUCACUGGAUGUUUGCUCUGGAUAAUCUGCUAAGGCAGGCCGUGCAGGACGCCAUCACUGUACUGUUACCAGGUAAGAACCAGCAGAGUCGGGCCCAAUUCUAUCAACUUCUAUCAGUUAAAUUGGACAUGGAAAUUCCUUAUAGAACAACAGUUCAAUUUCAUGAUAUGACUGGAAUUUGGAAUUGAGUUCAUCCUCGCCAUUCAAAAACCUCACUACCUCUGCCUCCCGAGUGGCACAGCAGUCUAAGGCACUGCAUUGCAGUGCUUGAGGAGUCACUACAGCCCUGGGUUCGAUCCCAGGCUGUGUCACAGCCAGCCAUGACCGGGAGACCCAUGAGGUGGCGCACAAUUGGCCCAGCGUCGUCCGGGUUAGGGGAGGGUUUGGCCGGCCGGGAUUUCCUUGUCCCAUCGCGAUCUAGCGACUCCUUGUGGCGGGCCGGGCACCUGUAAGCUGACUUCGGUCGCCAGUUGGACGGUGUUUCCUCCGACACAUUGGUGCGGCUGGCUUCCGGGUUAAGCGAGCAGUGUGUCAAGAAGCAGUGCGGCUUGGCAGGGUCGUGUUUCGGAGGACGCAUGGCUCUCAACCUUCGCCUCACCAAAGUCCGUAGGGGAGUUGCAGCGAUGGGACAAGACUGUAACUACCAAUUGGAUAUCACAAAAAUUGGGGAGAAAAAGGGGUAAAAGUACAAAAAAUUAUAAUAAUUAAAAAUAAUACUGUAUAUAAGAAUCUCACCACCUCCCAAAUCCCCACACACCACACACACACUCCUGCUCACACACACCUCAAUGACUUUCAGAGCUCAAGCUCCAGCUGCAGUCUUCCUUUGAGAAGGAGGAGAGUAGCCCAGAGAGAGAGCAGCAGCCCAGUGAGCUAGCAGAGACUCUGCCUGCAGUUUUGUCAGAUGACCAGGUGGUGGCGCCAGCUGACACAGAGACCAUAGAGGAGGUUCCAGAAAGCCCUUGCUUGCCCAAUGGCCUCCAGUACAACACUAACUGUCCCCUCAGUCACAAACUGAGAGAUCUACGGCUAGAGACUCGCAGGUUCAGUACCAUUUACUUAGCUGUUUAUAUUACAUUUCCAAAUGCUUUAUUGGUAUGACAAAAAUGCAUUUGUAUAGCCAUUUUAUUAUUUAUUCCACAUUUGAUGUGGGGUUUCCUUUUAUUUCACCUCUAGUAUAAUGGGCUUUAAAAUGGAAAGAAAAGAAGGCAAUUCCUACAGAUUCAGUGAACGAUGCCAGCACACCACCAAGGAUUACAUUGCAACCAGUUACAAUAUGGGCAGUGAAAUGAUAUGUGUAAAUAGUGAAAUGUACUGUUACUUCAGACCUGGUCCAUAAUGACUAAGUGUGUGUUUCAGACUGCUGACCCAGCUGAGUGAGAAAGAGAGGGAAUACCAGGAGCUACUGAGGAACUCUGUCCAGAGGAGACAGGAUCAGAUCGACACUACCAGGAAAACAUCAGAACCCACAGGUAAUGUUUUCACCUCCUACUCCCUCCCAAAGCAGUCUGACUGUUGCUAAUGUCUGCACAUUUAGGGCAGGUGUGUUGGUUACCAUUAUACGUUCUGGUGAAGUACCUUAGUGAGCUAAAAUCUGUGUCACUCUGCCACACCUUAGCAUGUAGCAAGACCGAACACUCAGUGCCAAAACAAUUAUGAAUAUCAACAAAAGAGUUGAGUGUUUGUGUAUGCAUGUAGACACUUGAGGUUGAAGCUUGUGGUAUGACAGUGGCCCCACAGGUUACAGCCUGCCUACUGUAAUAUUCCUAAAAUGGAGAGAUGUAAUGCCAUUGAGACACUUGGUAUUAAUCAGUAGCUCUAUAGGCCUUGUGAUUCACACCCUGUGUUUCUAAAUCUCUCCACACCUCACCCUCAGCCAGUGGAUUUCUGCUCUACUGGUUUGAGUUUAAGGCGUGUAGCUCAUUGCUGGUGAGAUUCGAGACUUCGAACCAGAUGUGUCAGUCAUAAUAAUGAUUAGAAACUGGCAUAGGAAAAUGGUGGACUGUUUUUGUUUAUAAGACCCUAAUUAACGCUUUUGCUUUGCAUCUGUCAGGUUUACUUCCUUUAACCAUGUUAAAGUAUACUGUUGCGAAUAGCCCCGACUGGGACUCAACCUCAGUCCCUGUGACUGUCAGUCUAACACCUUAACCAUUACUGAAAAUCUGCAUUUGAAAUACUCAGAAUGUUCAGCUUAGUAGCAUGAUUGCGCAAACUGGUGACCAGACCAUACCAACUUGUCUUCUCAUCCUCCUGUAGAUACAGAGUUGUCCCUGCAGAUAAGUUCUAACCCAGAAGUCAAAUCCUUGGUUUUCUGGCUGAAGGCUAUCCCAGUAGAUCAGGACACCAUAGACAAGGUAAGGAACUUCUAAAAUACUUUGUGAUUUAAUGAUGUGGGAUUGGUUACCAAAAUAUGGGGUGACUAUUGAUUGAUAGGUAACUACGUGAUUGGAAUGAACCAUCUAACUGGUGAAAAGAGUAAGCCUUAGUCACAAAAGUCUAUACCACGGAAAAUAUAUAAAAAAGUAAUCCAUUAUGACUAAAUUCUCUUUAUAAGGUAUUUCAGUUUCAGUCAGUGUUUGCUAGAGGCUUGUUCUCACUGAUGUUGUGUAAGUAGAAUUCACACUGUGUGCUUUUAUUUCUAGUUACUCUCUCACGAGUUCACCUUGGACUGUCUCCUCACCAUGGCCUGCAGGGAUGACUUGAUGUACUGUGCCAUAAGGUGAACUGCCUCCUCCAAUCAUGUUCACACAUCCUUAAAGCAGAAACAGGAAACAACUGAUCUGCGCUAGUGAGGAAAACCCACUGUUUUCUGUUUGGAUGGUUAUGUUAUUGUACUGUAAAUCGCUGAGAUGAUAUGUGUCAAUGUGUAUACAUGUGGAUGUGACCACUGUUCUGUGCAGUCUGAGGGUGUAUGGAUGUGACACACACACAUGGACACACACACACAAACGGUCUGUACUGUAAUGGUUGUUUUUUACUGUAACUGUUCCUGUUUCUCCUCCACAGAGGAGGGAUGCUGUGUCGUGUCUGGGCGGCCAUCACAACACAGAGGAAGUCACAGUUCAAAUCUCAGCUCAGUAUACACUCUGAAGAGAGCGAGGACACCAUUCUCUGA